Molecule: messenger RNA, 525 nt
Organism: Prunus armeniaca (apricot)
Lineage: Eukaryota; Viridiplantae; Streptophyta; Magnoliopsida; Rosales; Rosaceae
Source: the annotation of a GenBank genome assembly
AUGAGAAUUAUAGAUGGGAAGAAGCAUCUUCAGAAUCAUCCGCAGAAGGAAUGCGUCCAGAUCUUAUAUAUCAUCAAUACACAUGCAUUUCCUUCAAGGAUGACAAUAGGAAUGCUCUUGGAAUCGAUUGCUGCAAAGUCUUUUCACAAAAAGAAAUGCAUUGCUGGUGCUCCCCCCGUAGACAAAUAUUGCACAGCAGAGUCCAUUGAACUUCUUGAAAUAAUAGUUUAUUUAACAAUGAAAAGAAAACAAUCAAAGAUGCUUCCUUGUUUUUUGUCACAAGGAGGUAGCUUGCAUGGAGAAUAUGUUGACGCAACACCGUUUGCUAAUUCAAAGAAGGCUAAUGAAAAGACUCAACCAAAAUCCGAAACCCUUGUUGAUGAACUCGGUGAAAUGUUAAAGGUUAAGGGGUUUAACUACUAUGGUUUAGAGCAAGGUCUAAAAUAUCGAGAGUUUCGGAAAUAUCGAUGGUGCAAAAACACGGAUAUAUCGAUGGAAAUAUCAAGGAAAUAUCGAUAUCGAUAA